Peronospora belbahrii is the source of this 1011-nucleotide messenger RNA. NCBI's taxonomy places the organism in Eukaryota, Oomycota, Peronosporomycetes, Peronosporales, Peronosporaceae. The record is from the annotation of a GenBank genome assembly.
AUGUCUUGCGAGAAGAACCGGAAGCUCAGAGCCGAAACAGCCACGAAGCGUCGACGUUUAGACAGCACGAAAGUGACACUACCACAAGAGAAAUCAAUGGAAAGACCGAAUGUUGUUGACCUUACAACUGAAGACAAGCAGCAAGAAGAAAAUCAAGAUCAAGCAAGUCACGGCAAACACGUUGAUUCGCUAAAAGUCCCGGUACAUUUGGAAUCAGAUGAUUAUUUUCAGAUUCUGUGUCUCUCGCAGUCGGCAUCUGACUCAGAUGUGAAGCGUGCAUACCGAAAAUUGGCAGUACAAUGGCAUCCGGACAAGAAUCGCUCGAAUCCACGGGCUGAAGAGAUAUUUAAGAAAAUUAGCGAAGCCUAUGAAGUACUGAGCGAUAUCAAGAAACGCCAACAUUAUGAGCAAUACGGGAAAGCAGGACUACAGAAUGGAGCGCCUCAAACGACGGAACAUUAUGGAUUUCAUGGUCACACUGGAGGAUUUUCAGCUCAACGUGCUCGAGACAUUUUUGAGUCCUUUUUUGGAGGGGAAGAUCCAUUUGAAGCAUUUUUUGGAGAUAGACGACAACGUCGUGGAUCGAAACGAUUUGGAAACGACCCAUUUCAGUCGAUGGGUUUUGGUGGGAUGGAAAUGGGUAUGAAUAUGCGAGGGUUUGGACAAGUGAGUGGAAUGUCGAUGAUGAAUCAGUUUUUCAAGGACGAUUUUGCGAGAGGACAUGGAUCGAGUGGUGGAAUGUUUACUACAAGUACGAGCUCGUCGUCCUCUAUGUUUACGGAUCAAAAUGGUCAUGUAAUUCAACAAAAGACGACAACAACUACGGGACCAGAUGGUCGGGUGGAGACCAUUACGGAGGAAUAUCGAAAUGGCGAGCUGAUAAGGUCAACGUCGUCGGCUACUAAUAGUCGUUUAUCAGAUACUGGACGAAUGCAAAUUGAAGGAAAUUUGAACACUGCCAAGAGCAGCUAUCAACGUCUUCGAUCAAGCACCUCACGUCCCAAGUAUUAA